Xenopus laevis (African clawed frog) is the source of this 4432-nucleotide messenger RNA. RefSeq names its product glutamate receptor, ionotropic, AMPA 3 S homeolog (gene gria3.S). The record is from RefSeq and is a predicted model, not a curated record. The coding region runs from base 988 to 3651 and encodes 887 amino acids. NCBI's taxonomy places the organism in Eukaryota, Metazoa, Chordata, Amphibia, Anura, Pipidae. The transcript is spliced from 16 exons.
GUAUAUGUGGGUUGUGUGAGUGACAGAGAUGUGUUGUGUUAUUCCGGUAUGUGUCUGUGAAGAUAUCUGUGUGUGUAAAACAAAGACCAAUAUUGUGUUUGUGUGUGUGACAAAAAGAGAAAGUGUGACAGUGUUUUCCUGUAUAUAUGUGUUUGUGUGACAGAGAGAGUUGCAUGUUAGUGAGUUAGUGUGUUAGUGUGCAUGUGACAAAAAAAUACGUUGUAUGUGUUAGAUGUGUGUGUGUGCGACACAGAAAGCGAGAGGUUUUGUGCAAGUGUGUAUCAGCCCGGUGUGUAUAGAUAUGUGUACAUGAGAGAGAGGGGGCAAGCUGUUAUAUGAGCGUGUGUGUGUAUGUUGAAUGUGAGCUCCCAGCUCUUGAGGAUAAAAUUGCUUAUCUUGCCCUUUUGUGUCGCCUUAGCUGCCCCCCUCCCCAGUACUUGUGGAAAUGCAGCCCCUGAGCUGUAGUUGGGGGGGAGAGACAGGGACAUAGUGACAUGUCCCCGGCUGAGCUGCGCAAUGAAUGGGUUAGCCCGUGUUCCACGUGAGCCUGAUGUGCUCCUACUGAUUGUAUCUCGCUGUAGACAAAUGCAGAGCUUGUGCUUUGCAGUCUUAUCGGGGCUGCAGUGAAGCCGAGCUGAAUGAUGCUGCUUUAAUUCAGCGUCACACCAAGUUUCAUCAAUAACCCCCUACCGUCCAAUUGGAAGACUCUUUUUUUCACAAGAUUUUUUUCCUUCCUCUUCUCCCUUCCUUUCUGGUUUUCCUCCGGCACCAUCGGGGGGAAAGUACCCCGGCUUUCUAUAGUAAGGAGAAGAAGGAGCGCUUGUACUGGGAUCCGAGGCGCCCAGCGGCCAAUGGAACUGUCCAGGGUUCUGUAAAGAGAGAGGAGGGAGCGGGGCAAGGGAAAAGCAGAGCCUUUCACUCCAGACCCCGGGCGGCGGCAGCGGCGGGCUCAGUUUCGUUUUAGAAAUUGAAUUGGCAAAGCUGGGCAUGGGGCAAAACGAGGUGCAGACUGUCUUCCUCCUGCUGCUGGGCAUUGUGGGCGACAGCUGUGGAGGGUUUCCCAACACUAUCAAUAUCGGUGGACUUUUCAUGAGAAAUACAAUACAAGAGCACAGUGCUUUUUUAUUUGCUGUGCAGCUGCACAACACCAACCAAAACAACACAGAGAGGCCGUUUCAGCUGUUCCACCAUGUAGACCAUCUAGAUUCAUCCAACAGUUUCUCUGUGACCAAUGCAUUUUGUUCACAGUUUUCCAGAGGAGUCUAUGCCAUCUUUGGAUUCUAUGACCAAAUGUCUAUGAACACUUUGACAUCUUUCUGUGGAGCCCUCCAUACAUCCUUUAUCACCCCAAGCUUCCCGACAGAUGCAGAUGUCCAGUUUGUUAUUCAGAUGCGGCCACCACUUAAAGGAGCCAUUCUUACUCUUCUCAAUGAAUAUGACUGGCAAAAAUUUGUUUAUCUCUAUGACACAGAGAGAGGAUUCUCCAUUCUUCAGGCCAUUAUGGAAGCAGCCGUACAGAACAACUGGCAAGUGACAGCCAGAUCAGUGGGGAACAUUAAAGAUGUUCAAGAGUUUAAACGCAUCAUAGAGGAAAUGGAUAGGCGUCAGGAGAAGAGAUUUGUUAUAGACUGUGAAGUUGAGAGAAUAAACACAAUACUGGAGCAGGUUGUAAUCCUCGGCAAACACACAAGAGGCUACCACUAUAUGCUUGCUAAUCUGGGCUUUACAGGCAUUACGCUGGAAAGAGUGAUGCACGGCGGGGCCAACGUGACCGGCUUUCAGAUUGUGAACAAUGAAAACCCAAUUGUGCAGCAAUUUUUACAGAGAUGGGUUAGACUGGAUGAGAGGGAGUUCCCUGAAGCAAGAAAUAAACCACUAAAGUACACAUCUGCACUAACCCAUGAUGCAGUCUUAGUUAUAGCAGAAGCUUUUAGAUACCUGAGAAGACAAAGAGUAGAUGUUUCUAGAAGAGGAAGUGCUGGAGACUGCCUCGCAAAUCCUGCUGUGCCUUGGAGCCAAGGAAUAGACAUAGAAAGAGCCUUAAAAAUGGUACAAGUGCAAGGAAUGACCGGGAAUAUCCAGUUUGACACGUACGGAAGGAGAACUAACUACACAAUUGAUGUGUAUGAAAUGACUGCCACUAAACCUCGAAAGGUUGGACAUUGGAAUGAAUAUGAACGCUUUGUGCCAACUCCUGAUCAGCAGCCUACAAACGAGUCUUCUUCAGUAGAGAACAAGACAAUUGUUGUUACAACAAUAUUGGAAAACCCCUAUGUCAUGAAAAAGAAAAACCACGAGCUGUUGGAUGGAAAUGAUAGAUAUGAAGGAUAUUGUGUGGAUUUAGCCAGUGAAAUUGCAAAGCAUGUUGGGAUAAAAUACAAGCUGGCAAUUGUAGAAGAUGGUAAAUACGGUGCUCGGGAUCCAGAAACUAAAAUAUGGAAUGGAAUGGUGGGAGAACUUGUGUAUGGGAGAGCAGAUAUAGCCGUGGCCCCGCUGACGAUAACUCUGGUACGGGAAGAAGUCAUUGAUUUUUCCAAACCAUUUAUGAGCCUUGGAAUCUCCAUCAUGAUUAAGAAGCCUCAAAAAUCUAAACCAGGAGUUUUCUCCUUCCUGGAUCCACUGGCCUAUGAAAUAUGGAUGUGUAUAGUCUUUGCUUACAUUGGAGUCAGUGUAGUUCUCUUUCUAGUUAGCAGAUUCAGCCCUUAUGAAUGGCAUUUGGAGGACACUGAUGAAGCUCGUGACCCUCAGAACCCUCCCGAUCCUCCAAAUGAGUUUGGCAUAUUUAACAGCCUGUGGUUUUCCCUGGGUGCCUUUAUGCAGCAAGGAUGCGAUAUCUCUCCAAGGUCCCUGUCAGGGAGAAUCGUCGGAGGAGUCUGGUGGUUCUUCACUUUAAUCAUAAUCUCUUCCUACACUGCCAACUUGGCUGCUUUCCUUACUGUGGAGAGAAUGGUGUCCCCUAUUGAGAGUGCAGAGGACUUGGCCAAACAAACAGAAAUAGCUUAUGGUACUUUGGACUCAGGAUCAACCAAAGAAUUUUUUCGGAGAUCAAAAAUAGCAGUCUACGAAAAAAUGUGGUCAUACAUGAAAUCAGCAGAGCCAUCUGUAUUUGCCAAAACCACCGACGAUGGGGUGGCCCGGGUUCGGAAAUCAAAAGGAAAAUUUGCCUUCCUGCUGGAAUCUACCAUGAAUGAAUACAUUGAGCAGCGGAAGCCGUGCGAUACUAUGAAAGUUGGAGGAAACCUCGAUUCCAAAGGCUAUGGAGUGGCAACACCAAAAGGCUCAGCAUUAAGAACUCCUGUAAACCUUGCAGUAUUGAAACUCAGUGAACAAGGCAUCUUAGACAAGCUGAAAAACAAAUGGUGGUACGAUAAGGGUGAAUGUGGAGCCAAGGACUCCGGAAGUAAGGACAAGACAAGUGCCCUGAGUCUAAGUAAUGUCGCAGGGGUAUUCUAUAUACUGGUUGGAGGGCUUGGACUCGCCAUGAUGGUAGCUUUGAUAGAAUUCUGUUACAAGUCAAGAGCAGAGUCCAAAAGAAUGAAACUUACAAAGAAUGCACAAACUUUUAAGCCUCCUCCUGCAGCCAGCACCCAGAAUUAUGCUACAUACAGAGAAGGCUACAAUGUCUACGGAACAGAAAGCGUUAAAAUCUAAAGGGUUAUUACAAAAAGAAAUGAAUGAGGCUCAUCCCUCGAUCCCAAACGCCUGUGCCAGUUCAACUCUUUCCCUGAUGUCGAGGAUGACACAAGGUGCUGACGGUGCAAUGAACUCUUAGUGGAAAGAACUUUUUUUUUUUGUUUUCCUUCAGUGCCUUAAUGGAACAUUCAAACGAUUCACAACAAUGCAAACCAUCAAUGAAAUUCGAAUGCUUUGCUUGAAAAGAAAACAAAAUGAAAUUGAAAACUGGCCACACCACAAGAUCCUCCUGUACAAAAUGUACUCUUGUAAAGGACAAGUUCUCUAUAAGCCAUUGUUUAAAUAAUACUCUACGGAGCCUCAUGUACACAAUCUGCAUUUUAAAGGUGCAUUCACUCAUGUUUAAAUAAUGUGCUUCCUAUCCCUCAUACUCCUUCUUUCAUUGAAGUUGCAUUGCUAUAUGUUUUACCAUUCAGACUGCUCAUAGCAAUUUGCAUUAAAGAAGGAUGUUAUUGGCUUGCACUUACACUUUCAUUUUAUGAAUCAAAGCGUGGAAGAAUGGAUUAUGGGGGUUAAAGAUGGGGAAGCCAGAGAAUAUCACCUGUAAUGUAGAAACAGGCUAAUAGUCCAACCGUACAAAUACAUGUUAUAAAGAGAAGACUUUUUAUAGAGGAGAAUAUCUAUCAUGCAUUUGGAGUGAAUGCACUUUCAAGUUUUACUAAAGUUCGAAUGGUAAAUUCAAAUUUGGUUUUUUAAUUUUUUUGUGGUCAAAACUCACAAUUUUGAAUUUAAAACCACC